Molecule: messenger RNA, 659 nt
Organism: Saccostrea cuccullata (small rock oyster)
Lineage: Eukaryota; Metazoa; Mollusca; Bivalvia; Ostreida; Ostreidae
Exons: 3
Coding region: 156-536 (126 amino acids)
Source: RefSeq, a predicted model, not a curated record
CACCGAUAGUAAAGGAUAACCAAGAACCGAAAAACAAUCAAAUCCAAUAUUUCUUGGCUAUAGGAUUUGCAUUUGUUAUUUUAUUUGUUUUGAGUCUGGUUUGCAGCCUGUUUAAAAUAAGAUCAAAUCUAUUAAAGAAAAGAAGGACGGAAUUAAUGCGUCUUCCCCCGAUACCGAGGUUAGACGAUCCCCAGUGCGAACCAUGUGUUUCCCAUUCAGAUGCUUUGUACACAGAUCCUGAUUACAUUAGCUUAGGAGAUGAAAGCGAUAAGUAUGAAUAUCUGCAGGACCCAGAGGAAGGGAAACGCACAGAAAGCCUCACAUCAUCUAGUAGUGGAGGGAAUAGAACACGAAACCUUACAAGACGAGAAGACGAAGAGUCAUACGUAGACCAAAACGAUGGAGACAGAAUAUACUUAGGUGUAAUGCACGCCAACAACAACCCAAAUGAUGAAUGCGUUGAUCACCCAUACCUGGGUUUGGUGCAUGAGACAAACACCAUUAACGAUGGGGAGAAGGAGGAGACUAAUCUUUGAAUGCAGAAUGAUUCACGAAGAUACUUUAUAAAGGUUUCUGAAACAACCUUAUUUGAAACCUUGAAAUUUAUUUUCAUUUAUUGGAUAUGAGUAUUUGAAGAAUAACCUUAUUACUUAUUAACU